Molecule: messenger RNA, 495 nt
Organism: Prunus armeniaca (apricot)
Lineage: Eukaryota; Viridiplantae; Streptophyta; Magnoliopsida; Rosales; Rosaceae
Source: the annotation of a GenBank genome assembly
AUGACAGCCAUGAUGCAGUGGCAAUUUAACAGGCAGUUCAGGAAGGACCUUGAAGCUGCUAUGGCCAGAAUUCCAAACUCAGAUGUUGUGGUCCAGCAGCUAGACCUCCCUUAUGGUCCUCCACCAGGAUUGGCAUGGCCAUACCAAGAGAAUCCCCUCAUUGCGCAGAUAGAUGGAAUGCCAAGGCAUGGAGAGAUCCAAGCUGGACAGAGGGGAGGAGCCCUUCCUAUCCAAGAACAAGAGGGUCCAGUUCAGGCAGAGGACCCUGCACCAGGUAAGGUCCAACAAAAUCAGCCAGAACCUCCACCUAUUCCACAAGCUAUGGUUCCAUGUGAUCAGCCCCUGACACUUCUGCUUGACGCACCAGCUGUGUUGCCUUACAGACCUAGAAAGAUGGAUCCCAAUCCAUUUCCUCCACCAGCAAGAGGCAGAAGAGGCAGAGGUGGAAUCAACCCUUUUGCCAACAAUGACAGGAACAAACUAGGGGCAAACUAG